Prunus avium (sweet cherry) is the source of this 1401-nucleotide messenger RNA. Its product is annotated as putative fructokinase-4. Gene Ontology annotation, molecular function: fructokinase activity. Gene Ontology annotation, cellular component: cytosol. Lineage: Eukaryota; Viridiplantae; Streptophyta; Magnoliopsida; Rosales; Rosaceae. The record is from RefSeq and is a predicted model, not a curated record. Gene Ontology annotation, biological process: fructose metabolic process.
CUCAUAAUCAUAAUUCAUAAUCCAUUUUAUAUUCGGAUCAUCCUCUUCCUCGGUUUCUCGCACUCCUAUAAAUACUCCCCCCACCUUCCAUCCCCAUUCUCUCUCUCUCUUAAUAUUUCCCUCACCAUCCACCAAACCCUUCUCUCUCUUCUCUCUCUGCUCUCUCUCUGUCUCUCUCUCUUUAACAGCUAUGGCUAACAAUGGCGUACCGGCGACCGGAAAAGGACUGAUCGUGAGUUUCGGCGAGAUGCUGAUCGACUUUGUGCCCACCGAAUCGGGCGUUUCGCUGGCCGAGGCGCCGGGCUUCCUCAAGGCCCCCGGUGGUGCCCCCGCCAACGUGGCGAUCGCUGUGGCCCGCCUCGGCGGGAAGGCAGCGUUCGUCGGAAAACUCGGCGACGACGAGUUCGGCCACAUGCUCGCCGGUAUCCUGAAGCAAUACGGCGUCACCGGAGAGGGCAUCCUCUUCGAUCAGGGCGCCCGCACCGCCCUGGCCUUCGUGACCCUACGCGCCGACGGAGAGCGUGAGUUCAUGUUCUACCGCAACCCUAGCGCCGAUAUGCUGCUCAGGCCCGACGAGCUCAACUUCGAGCUCAUCAAAUCCGCCAAGGUGUUCCACUAUGGAUCCAUAAGCUUGAUUGUGGAGCCAUGCAGAUCAGCCCAUCUAAAGGCAAUGGAGGUGGCCAAAGAUGCCGGUGCAUUGCUCUCCUACGACCCGAACCUACGGCUGCCGCUGUGGCCGUCUGCGGAGGAGGCACGCAAGCAGAUCAUGAGCAUAUGGGAGAAGGCUGAUGUGAUCAAGGUUAGUGAUGUGGAGCUUGAGUUCCUCACAGGGAGCCCUAAAAUUGAUGAUGAGAAUGCAUUGACUCUUUGGAAGGACAACUUGAAGCUCCUCCUCGUCACUCUUGGUGAGAACGGUUGCAGAUACUACACCAAGCAUUUCCGGGGAUCCGUGGAAGCCUUCCAUGUGAAAGCAGUGGACACUACUGGUGCUGGUGAUUCAUUUGUGGGUGCCCUGCUUGCAAAGAUUGUUGAUGACCAAUCUAUUCUUGAAGAUGAGCAGAGGUUGAGAGGGGUGCUGAAAUUUGCAAAUGCAUGUGGAGCCAUUACAACCACCAAGAAGGGAGCAAUCCCUGCCCUUCCCAGCGAGUCUGAAGCCUUCACCCUAAUCAAGGGAGCUUAGAAGAAGAAGAUCUCAAAACAAAAUUACUUUUGCUCUCUUAUUUUUUUUUUCUUCUUCUUUUUAACUUUGUAGGACCUUUGUUUCAAUUUCAUUUGCUUUUUGAUUGGAGAAGGGGUUUUCCAACCUCAGUUAUCUUUUUGCCUCUGCGUGUUAUGAUGGAAAAUUGGCAUCGCCUUAAGCAUCGCUGAAUAAGUAUAUAAUUUCCUCACACAUUUUCAGUU